Rhinolophus ferrumequinum (greater horseshoe bat) is the source of this 4875-nucleotide messenger RNA. It is a transcript of the gene MROH2B, whose product is annotated as maestro heat like repeat family member 2B. The record is from RefSeq and is a predicted model, not a curated record. The transcript is spliced from 42 exons. Gene Ontology annotation, cellular component: acrosomal vesicle; cytoplasm. Bases 1 to 4875 code for a protein of 1624 amino acids. NCBI's taxonomy places the organism in Eukaryota, Metazoa, Chordata, Mammalia, Chiroptera, Rhinolophidae.
AUGCAGCCAUUUUGUUGGUCAGCAGGAACUCAGAAGCAAGAAAAUGUCAUAGUGGGAGACUACAGCAUCAUCCUCCUCAACAGCAGCCCAUCGCUGGAAGCUUCCAGAUCAUUGUGCCGAUCAAGUGGAGGACGGACUUUCAAGACUUUUGGAGAUAUUAACCUCACUCUCGGCAUGCUGAACAAGGAAGCUAAUAUUAGCAAGGAAGAGAUUUAUAGUCAUCUCACUGCCAUUAUUCAGAAUGCUGACAUCUUGGACAAUGCAAUUGUCCAAAGGUUGAUUUACUAUGCUUCCAAGGACAUGCGAGAUGACAAUAUCCUCAGGGAAAUCAGAAUGCUAGCUGGUGAGGUUUUGGUGUCUCUUGCUGCACAUGAUUUCAACUCUGUGAUGUACGAAGUACAAAGUAACUUCAGGAUCCUCGAGCUACCAAACGAAUUUGUUGUGCUUGCCCUGGCUGAGCUGGCAACCAGCUAUGUGUCCCAGAGCAUUCCCUUCAUGAUGAUGACCCUGCUUACCAUGCAAACCAUGCUCCGGCUGGCCGAGGAGGAAAUGAUGAAGGGAGCCUUCUGCAUCGCCCUUGAGAAGUUCAGCAAGGCCAUUUACAAGUAUAUCAACCACUGGAGAGAUUUUCCCUAUCCUAGAUUGGAUGCCAACCGACUAUCUGACAAGAUCUUCAUGCUUUUCCGAUAUAUAAUGGACAAGUGGGCCCCCAUGAUCUCACCGACGCAAACUUUGUCCAUCAUUAAGGCCCAUGGCCCCGCAGUGAGUCUGCUGCUCCAUCGGGAGGACCUCUGUGAAUACGCCCUGGGCCAGGUAACCUGGCUCCUGAACCAAUAUAAUGGCAAAGAGACUGAUUUCCAUGUCACUCAGAGUCUAAAACAAAUACUGACUGCAGCAGUCCUUUAUGACAUUGGCUUUCCAAAGGGCUUGAAAAGAGCCAUCUUCAUCAAUUUACUCCACCAGGUGUGCAGAGUUCAGGAGCCUCCAGUCAAGGAAAACGAAAUUGAAGCUUCAAGUUGUUUCCUCAUUUUAGCUCAUUCCAACCCUGCAGACCUGAUGGAAUUUUUUGAUGAACAAAUGAGAAGUAAUAAUGAAGUCAUUCGAAUGGGAAUCUUGAUUUUGUUAAGAUCAGCUAUCAAUGCUGAAGAGCCCAAGUUGAGGGAUCAUAUCACUUCAAUUGAAAGAAUAGUCAAAGUCGUCAUGGGUGACCUCAGUAUAAAAGUAAGGAAUUCCACCCUCCUCCUCAUCCAAACCAUGUGUGAAAAAUGCUACAUUGAAGCCAUGGAAGGAUGGCCACUGAUUGAUUAUGUCUUCUCCCAAUUUGCAAUGUCCAACAAGAAUCUGGAGAAACCAGUGAAACCUAACUCCCAUGAGGAUGAAAACGGAGAAAAAUCUGUCCGAGAAACAAGCCUUGAGGUCUUAAAAACUCUGGACCCACUGGUCAUUGGAAUGCCUCAGGUGCUGUGGCCAAGAAUCUUGACUUUCGUGCUACCUGCUGAAUAUACGGGAACGCUGGAAUACCUGUUUAAUAUCAUCAGAAUCCUGAUUAUGGCAGAAGAGAGAAAGAAGAAGAAUGCCACAGAGUCAACAGCACUUGUCAUCUCUACAGGAGCUGUGAUACUUCCUUCACCACAACAGCUACUGGCCAGACUUCUGGUAAUAUCUAUGCUCGCAAGUUUAGGGAAAUUAUGUGGGGCUGGUGCAAUAGGGCUUUUGAAGAUAUUGCCUGAGAUAAUUCACCCCAAAUUGAUAAACCUAUGGAAAGCACGCUUACCUGAACUCCUGCAGCCACUAGAAGGAAAGAAUGCUACUAUCACGCUAUGGGAAACCAUGCUGCUUCAGUUGCUCAAAGAAAGUUUAUGGAAGAUCAGUGAUGUAGCCUGGACCAUUCAACUGAGUUGGGAUUUCAACCAGCAAAUGGGCAGUUACAGCAACACCUCCAUUGAGAAGAAAUUCCUUUGGAAAGCAUUGGGAACCACCUUAGCAUGUUGCCAAGACAAAAACUUUGUAAGCUCACAAAUUAAGGAAUUUCUGACGGCUUCCAGCCAACUAGGGGAUCAACGACAGGGAAUAACAUCUAUUUUAGGAUACUGUGCUGAGGGCCACUUGAAUACUGUUUUAAAAGUUCUUAAAACAUUCCAACAUCAGGAAAAGUUUUUCAUGAAUCGCUGUAAGGGUCUUUUUUCUGGGAAAAAGAGCCUGAGCAAGACUGACAUCAUUGUAAUCUACGGAGCCGUGGCCCUCCAUGCUCCUAAGGACCAACUCCUCGCCAGGCUUGAUCAAGACAUCGUAUCCCAAGUCCUGUUUCUUUAUGGCCAAUGCUCUCAGAUUCUGGGCAUGUCUGUGAUGAACAAGGACAUGGAUCUGCAAAUGAGUUUCACAAGAAGUAUCACUGACAUUGGCAUUGCUGUCCAAGAUGCUGAGCAUCAAGGCUUCAAGUUUUCCUACAAGGAGGUGCUACUGGGUCACAUGCUGGACUUCAUCAGGGACGAGCCCCUGGAUUCCUUAGCUAGGCCUAUUCGGUGGAAAGCCUUAAUCGCCAUCAGAUGCCUCAGUAAACUGAAACCUCGGCUCUCACUCAAUGACCAUCUUAAUAUCCUUGAAGAGAAUAUUCAGAGACUGCUGCCCCUUCCACCUCUGGAAAAACUCAGAAAUGAAGGCGAGACGGACAAGGACCGGGAGCACAUUAGUUUUCUCUAUGAACGAUCCAUGGAUGCUCUAGGAAAGCUGCUGAAGACCAUGAUGUGGGAUAAUGUGAAAGCAGAGGACUGUCAAGAAAUGUUCAAUCUUCUCCGAAUGUGGCUAGUUUCACAAAAAGAGUGGGAAAGAGAAAGAGCCUUCCAGAUCACUGCAAAAGUGCUGACAAAUGACAUUGAUGCACCAGUGAACUUUAAAAUUGGCUCACUCCUAGGCCUCCUGGCUCCUCACUCCUGUGACACCCUGCCCACCAUCCGUCAGGCCGCAGCUAGCUCGGCCAUUGGUCUGUUCUGUAUAAAAGGUAUUCACCUGGAAAUGGAAAGACUGCAGGGUUUGCAGGAAGGGUUGCAAUGUGAUGAUGUGCAGGUCCAGAUCAAGAUUUCUUCUAAAAUAGCAAAGAUUGUCUGCAAACUCAUCCCAAGUGAAGAAAUUCUCACAUUCCUGGAGGAAACCCUGGAUGGUCUGGAGACCCUCAACCCCACAUGUGUAACAGCCUGUGGCACAUGGAUGAUUGCUGCCCUGAAGGAACAGGGAGCUGCUCUGGAAGAGCAGUUGUUGGAGAUCUUGGGCAUGAUUUACUAUCACAUGCCGGUCCUCAGACAAAAGGAGGAAAGUUUUCAGUUCAUGCUGGAAGCCGUCUCCCAGAUUGCCAGCUUUCACAUGAAUGCAGUCGUCACCAAUCUUCUACAGAAGAGUCUGCCCCUUGACAGGGACUCAAAGACACUGUGGAAGGCUUUGGCUGAGAACCCGGCCUCCAGUGGUAAACUCUUGCGAGCCUUAAUAGACAAAUUGGAGAACAGUUUAGAAGAUGACCUAGCCAGCCUGGAUGCGAUUUCAGUGGCCUGUGCUAUCCAUGAAGUGGUAUCAACAGGCAUCCCUGUCACACGCUUAUACCCGGAGCUGUUCACCCUUCUCCUGAAGCUGGUCAGCUGCACAGUGGGCCAGAAGAUGCCAACUUCUAGCUUGAGCCACAGGCGGCGGGUUAUGCAGCAGGGAGAACGACAGCAAAUGGCAGACCCCUGCAGGCUCUCAACUACAACUCUGAAGUGUGUGCAAGCCCAAGCCAUGAAAGAAGGCCUUGCCAAAGAAUCUGAUGAGGGGGACAACUUAUGGACGCUACUCAACAAUCCCAGUACCCACCACACAGGAGUAUGUGCACUGGCCAGGAGCAUGGCAGUGUGGCAAUAUGGAGUCAUACUGGACAUCAUGGAGCAACUAUUCUCAUCUCUCACCUCCUCAUCGGAGAACUACCGGAUAACUGGCACAGCUUUCUUCUCUGAGCUUAUGAAGGAGCCAAUCCUCUGGAAGCAUGGGAAUCUGCGCGAAGUGCUCAUCUUGAUGGAUCAGAGCGCCUGGGACCCCAACGCCACUUUGAGACAAAUGGCCAUCCGAGGCUUCGGGAAUGCAGCUACUGGAGCCCCUCACAAGGUGAAGAAGCAUAAGCAGAUAAUACUAGAAUCUACCAUCAGAGGCCUGUAUCACCUGGCCCGCACUGAAGUCGUCUGUGAAAGCCUGAAAACUCUAAAAAAGAUCCUGGAGCUGCUCACAGACCGAGAUGUGAGCUUCUACUUCAAAGAAAUAGUGCUGCAAACAAGAACCUUCUUUGAAGACGAGCAGGACGAUGUGAGACUGACUGCCAUCUUCUUAUUUGAGAAUCUAGCAUCCCUAACAGGAAGAAGGUGGAAGAUUUUUUUUGCUGAAGAAAUUAAAAAGAGCAUGAUUUCAUUCCUUCUCCACCUUUGGGAUCCCAAUCCCAAAAUUGGAACUGCUUGCCGUGAUGUCCUGACCAUCUCCAUUCCUUUUCUGGGCCUCCAGGAACUCUAUGGGGUGUUAGAUCAUCUCCUUGAUGCUCAGGACCUGCCAAGGGCCAGGGAUUUCUAUCGGCAAUUCUGUGUGAAACUGGCCAAGAAAAACCAGGAAAUCCUGUGGAUCCUUCACACACACUCAUUCACCUUCUUCAGCAGCAACUGGGAGGUGAUCAGGAGUGCAGCUGUCAAACUCACAGAUGCCAUUGUUCUCAAUUUGACUAACCAGUAUGUGGAGCUAUUAGACAGAGAACAACUGACUACACGGCUCCAAGCACUUCUGCAAGACCCCUGUAUCAGUGUCCAGAGGGCAGCCGGAGCUGCUUUGCAAACCCUCUUGAGAAGGUGUAAAGAGAUAAGCAUCCCUCUGUAA